Messenger RNA from Cottoperca gobio, 8916 nucleotides. RefSeq names its product solute carrier family 12 member 5a (gene slc12a5a). Gene Ontology annotation, biological process: potassium ion homeostasis; chloride ion homeostasis; cell volume homeostasis. The coding region runs from base 1 to 3177 and encodes 1058 amino acids. Lineage: Eukaryota; Metazoa; Chordata; Actinopteri; Perciformes; Bovichtidae. The transcript has 22 exons. The record is from RefSeq and is a predicted model, not a curated record. Gene Ontology annotation, molecular function: potassium:chloride symporter activity. Gene Ontology annotation, cellular component: plasma membrane.
AUGGAUACAUCGGCUCUAGGACCCAGGUGUGGCAGCCCCCAAACACCGGUUGAUGAGGAUGGUCCAGUCGGCAUUACACAUCUAAUUACCCGACAAAGAGUGGCUGUUCGCUCCGGUUCACCCAGUCACCGUGGCAAGAAGACCCGUCGCUUGUCUCACCGGGCGACAACCAUGAGCCAGAGGUUCACCGUCUCCAAGAGCGACGGCAACCGGCGCCCCUCAGACAUCCAGGGGGAGGUGAACCAGCUGUUUGAGGGAGACGAGCCCCAGACCUGCUGCGGCGCGGAGGGGGAGGAUGCUGCCGGUACCGAGGUGGUGGUGGUGCUGAAAGAUUGCAGGUGUGGUAUCCCUAGAUGUAUACAGGGUGGGGGAAAUAAUAACAUAACCCUUCUACUUCAGAUCUACAUAAUGCCCCAGGCGGCCAUCUUUCCCCUGGAGGGCCUGGAGGGUGCCGAGGCAGAGGCCGCUCUGCUGAACAACAUGCGCGUGUACGGCACCAUCCUGCUGACCUCCAUGGCCACGGUGGUGUUUGUCGGCGUGAAGUACGUCAACAAGCUGGCCCUGGUGUUUCUGGCCUGCGUCAUUCUCUCCAUCCUGGCCGUCUACGCCGGGGUCAUCAAGACGGGCAUCGAUCCUCCCGAAUUCCCUGUGUGUCUCUUGGGGAACCGCACUUUGGUGUCGAAGUCCUUCGAUGUGUGUUCUAAGACCAUUGAGACGGCUAACGGGACAGUCACCACCCAGCUGUGGCGCAUGUUCUGUGACUCACCUUUCCUCAACGCUACCUGUGACAAGUUCUUCGUAGCCAACAAUGUGUCUCAGAUCCAGGGCAUCCCGGGGGUCACCAGUGGAAUCCUGGCAGAGAACAUGUUUGGGACCUACUAUGAGAAGGGGGAUCUGAUUGCCAGAAAAAACAUGGAGUCAGUAGUAGACCAGGACGACCCUCUGACCAACGCAAACCGCUACGUGUUGGCCGACAUCAGCAGCUUCUUCACUUUGCUGGUCGGCAUCUACUUCCCCUCUGUGACAGGGAUCAUGGCCGGCUCCAACCGCUCUGGAGAUCUGCGUGACGCCCAGAAGUCAAUCCCCAUUGGAACCAUUGCAGCCAUCACCACCACCUCCUUCGUCUACAUGUCCAGUGUGAUUCUGUUCGGCGCCUGCAUCGAGGGUGUCGUCCUCAGGGACAAGUUUGGAGAGGGAGUCCACGGGAAUUUGGUGAUUGGCACGUUGGCUUGGCCGUCACCGUGGGUGAUCGUGAUUGGCUCCUUCUUCUCCACCUGCGGGGCGGGGCUGCAGAGUCUGACGGGAGCUCCUCGUCUCAUGCAGGCCAUCGCCAAGGACGGCAUCGUGCCCGCCCUUCGAAUCUUUGGCCAUGCAAAGGCCAACGGAGAACCCACAUGGUCCCUCCUGCUGACAGCUUGCAUCUGCGAGAGCGGCAUCCUCAUCGCCUCCCUGGAUGCAGUGGCUCCCAUCCUCUCCAUGUUUUUCCUGAUGUGCUACAUGUUCGUGAACUUGGCCUGUGCUCUGCAGACGUUGCUGAGGACUCCAAACUGGAGACCGCGCUUCAAGUUCUACCACUGGGCUCUGUCCUUCCUCGGGAUGAGCUUGUGUCUCACUCUCAUGUUCAUCUGCUCCUGGUACUACGCCAUCAUCGCCAUGGCAAUUGCUGGCUCUAUCUACAAGUAUAUCGAGUUUGCAGGAGCGGAGAAAGAGUGGGGCGAUGGGAUACGAGGUCUGUCUCUGAGCGCCGCGCGUUACGCUCUCAUGCGGCUGGAGGAAGGUCCACCGCACACCAAGAACUGGAGGCCACAGUUGCUGACGCUGGUCAGUACAGACUCGGAGCAGAACGUGGAGCAGCCUCGUCUGCUCUCUCUGACCAACCAGCUGAAGGCAGGCAAAGGUCUGACCAUUGUUGGAACGGCUCUAGUGGGAACCUACCUGGAGAACCACGAGCAGACCCAGCGUGCAGAGCAGGCGCUGCGUAAACUGAUGGAGACUGAGAAGGUGAAGGGCUUCUGUCAAGUGACCGUGUCCUCUAACCUGCGCGAUGCCACGUCCCACCUCCUCCAGGCCAGUGGGCUAGGAGGCCUGAAACAUAACGCUCUGCUGGUAUCCUGGCCACGCAACUGGAGGCAGGGAGACGAGCACCAGACCUGGAGGAACUUUGUUGAGUUGGUCAGAGAAACCACCGCCGCUCACCUGGCCAUGCUCGUCCCGAAGAACAUCGCGGCCUUCCCGUCCAACGGAGAGCGCUUCACUGAGGGUCACAUUGAUGUUUGGUGGAUCGUCCAUGACGGAGGCAUGCUGAUGCUGCUGCCCUUCCUUCUCAAACAGCACAAGGUUUGGAGGAAGUGCAAGAUACGCAUCUUCACCGUGGCCCAGUUGGACGACAACAGCAUCCAGAUGAAAAAAGACCUGACCACCUUCCUCUAUCAUCUCCGUAUCGAAGCCCUGGUGGAAGUUGUAGAAAUGCACGACAGCGACAUCUCAGCCUACACUUACGAGAAGACCCUGGUGAUGGAACAACGCUCGCAGAUGCUUAAACAGAUCAACCUGUCCAAGAACGAGCGUGAGAGAGAGAUCCAGAGUAUCACUGAUUCAUCCCGCGGGUCAAUCCGCCGCAAGAACCCGGCCGCUGUGACCACCCAGCUGAGUGUGACCGAGGACCCGCCAGCAGCCAGCAAGGAGGAGAAGCCCGAGGAAGAGUCAAAGUCGGCCUCUUCCCCUGUGUCCCCCCCUGCCCAGGUUCAGCUAAUCCACGACAACACCACCCCAACCAGCCCAGCGACCCCUGCCACCCCGCUGACCCCCUCAGAGGGGGCUAAGAGCCCCGGGGAACAGGUCCAGAUGACCUGGACUGAGAAGUUAGACGGCGAGCCAGACAAGCCGCCUGGUGCAGCCACGCCAGAGGGCAUCAAAGACAUCUUCAACAUGAAGCCCGAGUGGGAGAACCUGAACCAGUCCAAUGUGCGACGUAUGCACACAGCGCUGCGGCUGAAUGAAGUCAUCAUCAAAAAGUCCUCAGAGGCCAAGCUCGUCCUCCUCAACAUGCCCGGGCCUCCGAAGAACCGGACAGGUGACGAGAACUACAUGGAGUUCCUCGAGGUCCUCACUGACGGUCUCAACCGGGUCCUCCUGGUCCGCGGAGGCGGCCGCGAGGUUAUCACCAUCUACUCCUGAAAGAGCAGCCCCCUCCCCCACUACCACCCUCCCCCACCCCUCCCUCAGCCCUGUUCCUGUGUCACCUUUACUCCCACUCUCUCAUCAACGCUGCUUCGUCAUUAUGUCGCUCUCACCGUUUGUUUCUGUGAGAUCGUCCUCUCGCACCAAGCAGCUCAGCUUCAGCACCGCUCCCUCCCCAGCAGACCGAUGAGCUCAACUACUAAACCUUCAUUCUAAUCCAGCAAGCUACUAAAACUAUUGUCCGCUGUAGACUCAUUUAGAUGCUAUCUAGAUUUGUUCUUAAAGAUACUUUUUUUCUUCGCUAGUCUGUGAUCUACUGUAGUCGCUCGCAUUGAGUCGCAGUAACUCGGUAAGGAGGAGGGGGUGGUGUUGGGUGUGGGUUGUUCGCUGAGGUGAGAGCGCAUAUGCAUGUGUGUGUGUGUGUGUGUGUGUCCGUCUUUGUUUCAAAUCUCUGCAGAUUCUUAUUGUUGUUGUUUUGUUUUUUCAAAUACAAGUGUGGCAUAGCAGCGGCUUCUGCUCGUAAAGAAGGAGAGCCGGCUGACAUGAGCUCAGUGUAGGGUUGUCUGUUGAGUUCCCUUCGUGGUGAUCGGACACCUCCCACAGCGCACCAGCCUGUUGUCUUCGAUGUGAUUUAUCUUUCAAGGCAAAAAGACACUGCUACCCACGGUCAGGACCACCAGCUGGAAGGAGAAAGGAGUCGUUAAGUAUGAACUGUGAAAUUCACAUUGGUAUUCGAAGAAGAGUGAAAAGGCACGUGGAUCAAACCUGCAGCAUUAUCUUUAACCUGAACACUCCUUUAGCAUGGCGUCCUUAUAACUGUGUGUUUUUACUCCACGUGUUCCGUGACCCGCCAUCACCGUCCUUCUACCCCGUCAACCCAUUUCUUAGUGGCUGUUCAUCCCCGUGGCCACUGUUAGUGCCAAAAAAAAAAAAAGAAAUACAACAAGGCUAGCUUAGUUUGUAGAGAUUGACACGUAAUUAAAACUGUGAAAAGUGCGUUUCCUACCAGAAGGCUGGUGUAACAGCGGAGUGGGGAGACAGUACAAACACCCCGAGGAGAUGAUCAUUGCCAGCACCCCUCGACCCUCGUGUGGAUCACUGUAAAUAAUGUACAAGCUCUGACGCGUUGUUCAGUAUGAGUGUAGUAUUUUUGUGACAUACUAAAAAGCUUCUAGUGGAGAGAAAACGUUCCUUCGCUGAGAGGGACAGCUCAAAACCUGCUGUUUUUAAAAUUUAUUUAUCUAUUUAUUUAUUUAUUGGAUGGCAUAGGCUCCUGUCACUAUGGUAACCGUCAUUGUAACCUCGACGAGCACUGCACCUGCACUGUCCGCCACUGUGCAACACGUGACGUUUUGAUGAAUUCAUCAAAUUCAUCAAAAUGGAGAAAAAAAACAAAACACUAAAUGUUAUUUUUUCAUCUAGAGAACAAAUAUGUAUUUAUGUUUAUAGACAAAAGUUACACGUAUCGAUGAAAUAGUUGUACGUCAUUUUGUCACUCAAAGAUAUAUUGUUGUUUUUGCCUAAUUUAGAAGCAUUAAAUGUGCCAUAUCAAAGUAUUUUUCAAAGAGAAAUAUUGAACAAAACGUAUAUGAUUGAAUUAGAGAGAACAAAGUGUGCUAACAAAAGGAAACCUGAGGCGUCUACAUGGAAUAGUGCGAUAACGUUACUGUAGAUGGAAAGUCGCCCUGUAGAUGAUAAGAUAAUAGAUAUUCAGACGCUCAGAUUUGAAGUAGAUCAGCUCUUACCGAGGUGAGAUUUUGGACAUCUAUUGAUUGUUUACGGGGUAAAGUCUAAAUAAAUAGAGAGGACGAUGGCUUCUGUAGCUAGGAAACUCAUGUUGUCCACGAGACUGAACUCUAUGCAGUAGACUCUCCGCUGAGAUUUUAUAUCCUCUAGAUUGGUGAAGAUUUGAGCCAACACAUGUCCACGACUGAAUGACUUGUGAGCAAAUCUUAUUUAGGUUCAAAAAAAGUGCAUCUUGGAAGGAAUGUGCAAUAGUUGAAAUCCGGACUCAUGUGAUCAUGUUAUUUAUUUUUUUACACACAUAUUUUGUAUAUGUAGAUUUCGUAAGUCUUCAACAAACAACAGAAAGAUCCAGAUCCAUCUCACUCCGACCAAGAACAGCUGUCACGUUACUUUAUCUCCCUUUCUUUUCUCCAAGGAACUGUUUUUGGUCAUUUGCACUUGUAGUAGAAAUAUGAAUAUAAAUAAAUACAGUAUAUAUAUACAGUAUAUACAAUAUAAGGAAGCAAAACAAAUUAGUUUAUAGAACUAUUUACAAACAGUAUUAAAUGUUUUUAGUGUUGCUUGAAUGUCGGACCAUAUGUUGUGAAUGCUGCUAGUGUCAAUAGAUUUAUUUGUACUGUAAAUAGAGAUGACUAAAGAUCAAGUGAAAAAGGGUAUAGACAUACAUAUCAGUGGUGGUGGUUGUUUAACAAGACGAGGCUUUACCUGUAAACAUUUGGCCUGAGAUCUGUGGACAGGGUUAGCUUUCUGUUUUAAUAGGAAACUGUACUGAAUACCUUGAUGCAAUAUUACAACUGAGGGCGAAUCCUCCACCCUUUUACUCUCUUUUUCUUUUCUUUUAAAGACAAACGCUCUCUCGAUUAUUACCAUCUUUAAUCCCUUAAAUAAAGUGAAGCAAUUUUAACGUAAACAGAUGAUUCAUUUACUUAAAUGAGUUUACAGGAAUCACCAAAAUAUAUUUAAAUAUGAAUAUCUAUCUAGCUAAACGUUAACCGUUUGCUCAUUUAUAACACACCUACCUUUGACACCUGUGAAACUUAAGAAGCAGCCACUCCUAGUUUUCAAAGAUUUUAGGGUGCCAAGUCGUGAAGAUUUUCUUUAAUAUGCUUGCCACACUUUACUCUGACAAAGGGAGUUGUUUAACGCUCAUCAGUUUUUGAAGAACGCGGCUAUUUUGGGAUUGUCUCCACAACAUUGCCUGCAUCAACUGAGCCUUUUAAAUUUAUUCAAAAGAAAAGAUAUCUGAUGUUUAUUGCAGAAGUUUAUUGGAAAAUGAAUUUAUUUAUUGAAUUAUAAAUGUUUUAUAAUUGCUGUUUGCAUGGUACUAUGUGGCAAUAUUUGUUUUAGUGGUUUCUAUAGUGAUGACUUACAUGUUCGAGGUGCGAGAGUGGGGUCAAAGGUUGUCCAAUGUUCUCGUUGAGUUACAGAUUUAUGAGAACUCCAAGUGUUCGCCGCUCAUCCGGCGACAUCGCUCGACCUUGAAAACAAGUCUUUUGCAAAAAAUAAGAAAAGUAUGAGUUCACUAUAUUGUUACUUGUUAUAUUUCAAUCUUGCUCAAAUAGGCUUAUGUAACGUAAUAGGAGAUUUUGAGUUAGCGAAUGGAUGGGCCUUAGGUCAUUUCACCUUUGUAAAUAUAUAUCACUAAAGUCAGAGACACUGUAACCUACUGGUGUUGUCUUUCGUUGUACACUGUUCUAUCACUGUGGACAAAGUCUUAGAGUUUUGUAUGAUUAUGUGCAAUAUUGUUCUCACAUUGGUUUUCAUAUUGUCACAGUUCUGUUGUUUAUUUUCUAUAAAACAACUGGAGGUGUCACUUGUUUCAUCAGAAUGUUUGUCACCAGGUCUUACAGACGAUAACGAUCAACAGUGUUCAUCCCAGAUGUGGCUGAGACAGCAAAGCACUUUACACUGAGUGGGGGGGGGGGGGGGGUCGACCAAGAGCCCAGCCCGCUCUGCACCGACUCUGCCCCCACAGUGAUCUCUGGUGGCACACGAGUGUAUUACAGCCAGCCGUCGAGGUCUGACAGCUCAGACUAUAAAAUAUGAUUCAUUCCCAUCAUCUUGCAGCAGUUUUGAACUGCAAUAAUCCAGAAACUACCUGCUGAUUUUGUUUACAUCUUAUCGUGUCAGCAUUUUUCUUCGACAUUUUUAGCAUGCAUCACAUUCUUUCAUUUCUCUUGCCAAACUUCUUAAAAAAAAGAAUAAUAGUAACUGUUCAAUUUAUAGUGCUUGUCACUCAAUCUGUGAGGUGAGCCUUCCCAGAAUCCCACCCCCACCUCCCCUCUCCUCCUCACCCCAUCUGCCCCAAAAUCCCCGGCCUCCCCCAUCCCAGCCACUAAAUCCACCCCAGCUCUGUAUUUUAAAUGUGAUUGCAGUAUAAUUCUGAAAAAUGAUCAAAGAAUAUAAAACUCGCGCUUCCAAUUCUGGCACUGGCUCUGCUUGGACGACACGAGAUAGUCGACUCAGGAAACCAGCACGUCCCCUCCCCCCACAGCUGAUCCACGAUUGAGAUCAGAUCCUUCGCCUGCACAACUGUAGCAUGAGACAAACUUGCCGGUGAUCAUUACUCAGUCUCCAUCCUUAAAUGGAUAUUAAGGGCUCUGAAACACAUCUGUUACCGGGUUGAGGAGGCUGUCCUGUUCAGACACCAACAGAGAAAAUACAAAAACAAAGUCCCAGAUUUUGGCAGAGGGCACACGCAGUCUGUAGCUGAGAUGAGAUCGUAUCUUCACAGAAGCAUCAGACUGACGUGCCUGAUUACAUUUCACACGGUCGACCUCUCUGGGAGUUAAAGAGAAGAACUCGAGUGACUAUCGACGCGCUGCAAGCAGAGCCAGGUCCCAGUCAUGUUGUGUAACUCAGUGCAUGCAUGCAAUUAUCCUGAACAAGGUGUAUUGAAAAUAUAUUGGGUGUUUGUGGUAUAAAGGUAUUUUGUUUAUAUCAGUUAGGAACUUUUUUUUCUAGUAGUAUGAUUUUUAAUUUUCUUUCCUUAGGACAGGCCAAUCAUUGUAUCCAAGAUGAAUAUUAUUAUUAUUAUUAUUAUUAUUAUAGUACAAGAUUCUAUUUUUUAUGGUGGAUUUGUUGACAAGGUCUUCUCAUUGUGUCAAAUAUUAUCUGAAGAUAAACUGAUUACCAAAGUAUAUUUCAGUUAACUACAUAAAUGGUGUGCAAAUGUGUGCUCCAGUGAAUUAGACGCAGACAAGUAAAUACUGUUUAUCAUUUUCAGUUAUUAGAUCGAUCAUAUGGUAAAACUCAAAGUGCCAAAGUAGUAAGAUUCCUGCAAAUCAGCAAUUUAAUGGAAAAGGCAGCUUGUUAUUUACCCACUUUAUUAAUUAACUUUAUAAAGUAUCUAGAAAAGUUAUAUUGAACUGCCAGAAAUGACAGAAUGUUAAUCUCAUUUAACUCUUGAGAAUUUCCCUUCAACCCUUUAUGGCCUUUGAAAAGUAUAUAAAUAUAAAUAUAUAAUAUAGCAUUUAAUAACCAGUACCUCUCUGCAGAGGAAUCUUGUCACUGUCCAGGUUUAUUUUUAAUUCACUGGAGUUGUGGGAAACAUUUUGUAUGGAUGCUUGACUAAUGGAUGUAGAUAUAGACGAUAUACACACAAAGACACUUGUAUCAAAUUUCAGUAGUAUGAAAAAGUUUAGUGUUUUCCCCCCCCCCCCCCAUUCAGAACCGUUCAUUACUCUUCCUCGAUACUGUACCUGGUCUUAUGGUAAAGCCGUAGUGUGUUCCUUUCAGUUCUGUGGGAGUGUGUAUGUGUGUACAUGUGCACUUGUAACUGCUGGGGGCGGGGGUGGGAGGGGGCUACGUGUAAAUAAAUCAAAUACAGUUAGUGUGGAGGUGUUUUUUUUGUGUCAGUGUAAGGUAACUAUUCUAAAAUUUAAAACAAAAAAAGACAUGUAUUCUUCUCUAUUGUGUUUCAUGGUACAUAAAAAAAAAGAAAAAAGUAGUUUUAUCUUACAUUUCAAAUGCUUAUAUCUCUAUGGCUUC